CAGUUCGAACUUCGAACGUCGAAAUGAUACCACGUCUGCUCCUCAUUUCGAAUCCUGGCGACAUGUUGCUUCUCAUUUCCAGUCCCAUGGCAAGACUGGGUUUGGAGACCGUGAUGGACUAUUGGAGUCUCGCUGCCAACGUAUCCGUGUGGUUGCCAUUCAAACUUUGUCCAGGAUUGAUGAUCUGAUCAAAGCGAAUGUAACUCUGUGGCCAGUCUGUCAGACCACUUGAAUAAUCCUCGUCGAUAAUUGACGCUUUUGAUUUUGGUAUUUGACGCUUUUCUCAUACACAACAGCCAGGCCUGGGGAGCGAUCUGAGGGGCCCCUUACGCGGCCUCAAGCUCCCAAACCCCCAACAGCGGUACCGUAUCGGUCGCGGACACCUCGUCGUUAGUCCAGUUAGGAUAACUUUGUUGUUGAUGUUAGCAAAGCCAUGACCCGAGGGACGAGGGGAGCAAGGCUGCGCAGUUGUUUGGUGAGCUCGUAGCAAAAAGCGCCAAAUACGAAAAUCGAAAGCGUCAAUUAUCUGCAGGGUUGAAUGAUGAGUCAAAUACAUACCGCACUGCUCGGCACAUACGAGCAUCGGCGCUGGCAUAUCAG
Molecule: messenger RNA, 600 nt
Organism: Zymoseptoria tritici IPO323
Lineage: Eukaryota; Fungi; Ascomycota; Dothideomycetes; Mycosphaerellales; Mycosphaerellaceae
Exons: 1
Source: RefSeq, a predicted model, not a curated record